AUGAAUGUACCAAAGGAAAAUGUUAAAGCUAAGAUGAAAAAAAGAUACAACGAUUUAACUACUUAUGAUAAGCAAAUGUAUAUUGAUAAAACAAAUAAAUGUCGCAAGGGCCAAAAUAUGGGUGAUGCAUGUCUUGAUACCGAUAAAGUUUCUUGUGGAUCGGAAGAUUGUCAUCAUGCAUUUUAUUUUUCCACGACUAAUAUUGUUAGAAAUAAACCGAACGAGAGACCGAAAAUAGAAUGGGCAUAUUUCCAAACUCCUCUUUAUCUGAAUGUACGGUUAACAAACUCAUUAGUAUUUUGGAUGUUAACCCAUAUGCAAAAGCUUUUAGAAAACUGA
Messenger RNA from Striga asiatica, 339 nucleotides. Lineage: Eukaryota; Viridiplantae; Streptophyta; Magnoliopsida; Lamiales; Orobanchaceae. The record is from the annotation of a GenBank genome assembly.